AUGGAAAGGAGGCUACGACAAGGAGAUCUGUUGUCACUCUUUUUAUUUGUGUUAGUUGUUGAUGUUUUUCAUCAGAUGAUCGGAGAGGCGGUGACAAACGGGCGCAUUUCUCCGUUUUUGGUAGGCCAAGAUCACAUUGAGUUGUCGCACUUGCAGUUUACGGAUGAUACUAUACUGUUCUAUCCUCCAGAGGAAGAGACUAUCAGGAAUUACAAGCGCUUACUGCGCUGCUUCAAGUUGAUGUCUGGGUUGAGUAUUAAUUUUGAGAACUCCAGUUUCAUUCCUGUUAAUUGUGAACAGCGUUGGACGAAGCAGAUGUGUCAGUUGUUGGGAUGUAAGGAAGCCUCUCUACCAGUCCGAUACUUAGGAAUCUCUCUGGGAGCGAACCCAAGGCUAGUUAAGACUUGGAAACCAGUGAUUGAUAAGGUGGAAGGAAAGUUGAGCUUGUGGAAGGCGAAGACCCUCAAUAAAGCGGGCAAGCUAGUUCUUAUCAAAUCUGUCCUCAAUAGCCUGCCUAUAUGCUAUCUCAGCCUAUACAAGAUGCCAAACGCAGUAGCGAAAAAGUUGAUCUCGUUGCAAAGACAGUUCUUGUGGAGCAAGGAGGAUGGGAAGAUAGGGAUGCCUCUAGUGAGAUGGGAGAUAGUGAUGGCUCCUAGGAAGGCGGGUGGUUUAGGUGUGGGAGAUGCAGUGAUCAGGAAUACAGCUCUUCUGUUUAAGUGGUAG
Molecule: messenger RNA, 723 nt
Organism: Arachis ipaensis
Lineage: Eukaryota; Viridiplantae; Streptophyta; Magnoliopsida; Fabales; Fabaceae
Source: RefSeq, a predicted model, not a curated record